Molecule: messenger RNA, 6784 nt
Organism: Oncorhynchus masou masou (cherry salmon)
Lineage: Eukaryota; Metazoa; Chordata; Actinopteri; Salmoniformes; Salmonidae
Product: macrophage-stimulating protein receptor-like
Exons: 22
Coding region: 329-4462 (1377 amino acids)
Biological process (GO): cell surface receptor protein tyrosine kinase signaling pathway; multicellular organism development; liver development
Cellular component (GO): plasma membrane; basal plasma membrane; signaling receptor complex
Molecular function (GO): ATP binding; protein binding; hepatocyte growth factor receptor activity
Source: RefSeq, a predicted model, not a curated record
ACCGUCUGGUGCACUGCAGUCUAUGAUUCACCUUUCGCCUGGAAAUAAAAACUGUUUUCAUUGUUUGAAAAAUAGCGUAGGCUACGCAUACAGCACAUUCUCCAUGAAAAUAAAUAUUGGUGAAGGGAAAACUUUUCGAAGUCCGCGCGUGGUCAAGGAAUUGUCAGUUAUGCUGUCAAGAGGACAACUCUGAGAUUCGUGACGUUCGUGCAUUACCUCAAACAGAGAUCUGCAGCUGGUCUCAAUAAGGAUGACAUUGUCCAACAACCAGACCUGGAGGUAACGCAAGGACGUCAGUCCCCCCUUCUCUCUGCAUCUGAGAGUGGAGAUGGUCCACUGGGCCACACAGUGGUUGACAUGUGUCUGGCUCCAGACUGUCUUGACCUCCACAUUGGACACCUGCCCCUCCACAACCCCUAGCCCUGUCAACUUCUCUGUGGUCUACACCAUGCCCUUCUUCCAAACAAAGAGCCCCAUCCAAAACAUAGUGACCAACUCAAUGUACCAGGAAGUGUAUGUGGCAUCUCAGAAUGUGAUCGAGGCUGUGAACAUGAGUUUGGAGAAGGUGUGGGAGCUUCCUACAGGCCCAGUGGGCGGCCCUGAGUGUAAGAUUUGUGAUUUGUGUGACGUUGACAAGGAUCCCAACUUCCUAGAGAACACUGACAAUGAGGUAUUAUUGUUGGAUACAUUCUUUAUGUAUUUAUACUCUUGUGGGAGUUCUCAAUAUGGUGUAUGCCAUUUCCACCAACUUAAGACAGAUGGACAACCACCCAAUAAGAAUUCAUCUAAAUGUUUAUUCAGAAAAGAAUCUAACUCUGCUGCCUAUUGUCCUGACUGCAUUGCCAGCCCGCUGGGCACCAAAGUCACCAUGGUGGAGGAGGGACAGACUGUAUACUUUUUUGUGGCUUCCACUGUAAAUGAUAGCAUGACACAGCGAUAUGACAGGAAGUCCAUAUCAGUGCGCCGACCAUUGGCGUCAGAAGACGGUUUUUACAAUGACGUGCGGGGACUGACCGUUCUGCCUAGCCUGCGCAGGACCUACAACAUUGAGUAUGUCUACAGCUUCUUCACCCAGGAGUUUGUCUACUUCCUGUCUGUCCAGAGAGAGAGCCCUGACCAAGAGUUCUCCCCGUUUCAGACGCGGCUGGGCCGCCUGCCGAGGAAUGAGUGGGAGAUGAGGAGGUACCGGGAGGUGGUUCUGGAGUGCCGGUUUGAACCCAAACGGAGGAGAAGGAACACGGUAAGCGGGAGUGAGGCCUUUAAGGAUGUGGUGUACAACAUGGUGCAGGCCGCACACUUCGGGAAGGCAGGCAGUGAGCUGGCGGAUGAAUUUGGAGCAGAGGAAGAGGAUGACAUCCUGUAUGGAGUGUUCGCUGUCACAGAUGACAAUAGGGUCACAGAGCACGACUCAGCCCUCUGUGCCUUUCCAAUGGACAAUGUGAACAAGGCCAUCGAUGACGGGGUGGAUGACUGCUGUAAGUCUGGCCCAGAGCAGCUGUCCCGGGGACUUUGCCACUUCCAGGCCUGCGAGAGCUGUCCUCAUGAGAGCAUGGAGAACAACGCCACCUGCAGGGACCACCCCACCAUGGUGUCUAAGCCCUAUUACAGAGUGGACCUCUUCAACAGGCAGAUGAAUGACAUCCUGCUCACCUCCCUGCUUGUCACCACCAUAGAGAACAAGACCGUGGCACACAUUGGCACAUCCACUGGACGGCUCCUCCAGCUUGUUUUGAGAAGAUCAAGCCCUAUUAUCUUUGCCAAUUACACCUUGGUAGAGAACCAGAGGGUCUCCCCAAUUGCUGCUGUGUACUCGUCAGAAUCUCUACUGUUUGUGGUUGGAGACAAGGUGAUCCAGGUGCCUCAGAGGGGGCCAGGCUGCCAGCACUUCAUGACCUGUGCCAUGUGCCUGACAGCCCCUGAGUUUAUGGUCUGUGGCUGGUGCUCUGGAGAGUGUUCCUGGGAGGAGGAGUGCAGUGGCCACUGGAGGAACGAGUCUUGCCCCCCUGGUAUUACCGAGUUCUUCCCUAAGACAGCUCCCCCUGAUGGUCAAUCAGAGCUGACUCUGUGUGGCUGGGAGUUUCAGUCUCCCCUGAGGCCUGCCAUCAGCUCCAGAACCCACCUGGUGAGACUGGGACAGACAGCCUGCGUCGUGCUGCCACUGAAGAGCAACAACACACACCUGGUGUGUAAGAUCCACUCUGGGCCCAUUGAGCUGUCCAAAUCAGUUAACAUCACUGUGGAGGUGCAUGAGGAGAAGAUGGAGGGCCGCUACUCCAUCGACGGGAAAUCAGAAAUGCCAGGAUUUACCUUUGUGAUUCCCAACAUCACAGACAUCCAGCCCAACUACGGGCCUCGUGUUGGGGGAACUCUGAUUACUGUGACUGGGCCUCACCUGGACGCUGGGAAGAACAGGAGGGUCACUCUGAAUGGAGAUCCCUGCCCAAUCACCAGUGUCACAGCGCCCAGAGGGAACAUGUCCUCCAUCAUCUGUCUGUCUCAGCCCAUCGCGGAGGUGAGGGACGUCCCCCUCACUGUGUUCAUAGACAAGUCCCCUGUCCUCACCACCAAAGUCUUCUACUACAAAGAAAACCCAGAGGUCACAGCUGUCCUCCCAGACUGCAGUUUCGACAGGGGGUCAAAGAUAAUCAUUGAAGGGAAGAACUUGGACUCUGUUUACAGGACCAUCAUCCGCUUUAAGCCCAACGAGGGCCACCUGAAGCCUGUCAUCAGAGUGUGCAAAGGCAAGUCUUUGCCUACACGGAUGGAGUGCAUAACUCCUGCUCUCCUCCGGGAAGAAACAGAGGAAGGGGAGCUCUCCUUUGAUAUGGAUGGAGCUGUUGGACUGUGGAAUGGAGAGUUCUCCUACCACCCCUAUGGCGAGCCCAUACCCUUUGAAACUGAGGGCCAUGUACUUAGGCUGUACCAUGGGCAAGAUGAAGUGUCACUGCAUCACCAGAAACUGAACCUUGUGAGUUCCUGCAUGACAAUCAUUAUGACAGUGGGAGGAGUGGAUUGUGACGCGAAAGUCCUGGACAAUGAAAUCACCUGCAGGAUCCCCAGAAACGUGACCAUCAGUGAAGGACUGCCUGUGAAGAUCUCCAUCAAUGGGCAGGUUCACAACGUUGGGGCUGUGGUCCUGGUCAGUAAUCACUACAUGGUGGGCAUCGUACUGGGGAUACUGGGGGCCCUGGUGGCGGGGGCUGUGCUGGCCUUCGUAGUCAUGAAGCACCUGAGGAAGCAGAAGAAAGACUCUCAGGUGGAGACCCAUUUGGCCCAAAACCACAACCGCUCCAACAGCAGUAGUCUGGAACUGUCAUCUGUAGCUGACUACAGAAGAGUAGUCCUGCCUCAGAGGCCAAGUUCGGCUCUGGGAAGCCCAGUGGUGUUCCCCAGUCUGGCCUACCCUGCAGGCAGAAUGGACCCCACACUCACCCCCCUCCUACCCCCUGAGAAGAUAUCCAUCUCCAGCUUCAGACCAGAGCUCCUGGAAGAGGUGAAGGAUGUGCUGAUCCCAGCAGAAAUGCUCACUGUCCAGCAUUGCCAGAUCAUUGGCAAGGGUCACUUUGGCACAGUUUAUCAUGGCUACUUCACAGACCACAACAACAGAGAAAUCCAUUGUGCUGUCAAGUCAUUGAACAGAAUAACGGAUGUAGAGGAGGUAGAGCAGUUUCUGAAGGAGGGCAUCCUGAUGAAGGGGUUCCAUCACACCAAUGUUCUCUCUCUGCUGGGCAUCCUGUUGCCUCAGGAAGGGCUACCCCUGGUGGUACUACCUUAUAUGAAACACGGGGACCUCCGCCACUUCAUACGCUGUGAGAAAAGGAACCCCACAGUGAAGGACCUGAUUGGCUUUGGGCUUCAGGUUGCCAAGGGAAUGGAGUACUUAGCACAUAUGAAGUUUGUGCACAGAGACCUUGCAGCACGCAACUGCAUGCUGGAUGAGUCGUACACCGUGAAGGUGGCAGACUUCGGCAUGGCCAGGGAUGUGUUUGAUAAGGAGUACUACAGCAUUCAGGACCACAGGAAGGCUAAGUUGCCAGUCAAGUGGAUGGCCAUCGAGAGCCUCCAGACACAGAAAUUCACUGCCAAGUCAGACGUAUGGUCCUUUGGGGUGUUGAUGUGGGAGAUGUUAACGAGAGGAGCAAGCCCCUACCCAGAGGUGGACCCCUAUGACAUCACACAUUACCUACUGAAGGGCAGGAGACUCCCCCAACCACAGUUCUGUCCUGACCCUUUGUAUGCCAUCAUGCUGCAGUGUUGGGACCCAGACCCAGAAGUGAGGCCCAGCUUCGCCACGCUGGUGUCUGCUGUGCUGACCAUCCUGUCUGGCCUGGAGGGGGAGCACUACAUCAACCUCAAGGUCACCUAUGUCAACCUGGACCAGCCACGCCCCUAUCCCGCCCUCACUGAGUCCGCAGACGAGUGUGAUUCCUCAGACACUGAAGACACACGCUCAGUGUCCUGAUGUCACACCAGGACAGUCAGUGAGUCAACACAGGAAGGAGCAAUGGAUGGAUAGUUCAUUUAUUUCCAAAGCUGCAAUGAUGUGACACACACAGUAUGGAUGAAUGGUCAGUAGUCGAUGGGAUAUAAAUAGCACUCCCACAGCAAUUCUUCAUAAAUCUGCUGUGUAAUAUAUUAACAAAAAAAAACAAUUGAAAUGUCUAUCAAAGUCAUUGUGAUUUCUAAAAAUUCCUAAUUUCUAACUAUAAUAAAAUAAAUACAUUGUUUCCAUGUGUAAUCUCAUUUACAACAUCACAAUAAACUAUCAUCCAUUUUAGUAUCCAAAAUAUAUAAACUUAACCUGAACAAAUUGUCACAUUUGUGGUGAAGGAAUAUAAUAUACCUAGAAUGUGCCACAUAUUUUCCUAAACUAACAAAACCAGGCUGUUAAACUGGCUGAUGCUCAUGAGUUUAUAAAACAUAUACUUUAUACAUUUGUCAUAAAUGACCUGCAAUGAUGGGAUACACACAGUAUGGAUGAAUGGUCAGUAGUCUACAAGAUAUAAAUAUCAAUCCUAAAGAAGAUGCAUUUUCGAGUUAGCUACCAACGUCAAAGUGGGAAUUUUUAGCUUGCUUAAAACCCACAUGGAAAACUGAGAUUCCGCAAAUAACGAAUAUAGAGUGGCUUAUUUAAUGCCAAGCCAACAAUAGUAGUUACUAAUAACAUAAAUCUACUACUUCCGGCGCCGACAGAGAUGGCCGCCUCGCUUCGCGUUCCUAGGAAACUAUGCAGUUUUUUGUUUUUUUACUUGUUAUUUCUUACAUUAGUACCCCAGGUCAUCUUAGGUUUCAUUACAUACAGUCGAGAAGAACUACUGAAUAUAAGAGCAGCAUCAACUCACCAUCAGUACGACCAAGAAUAUGACUUUCGCGAAGCGGAUCCUGUGUUCUGCCUUUCACCCAGGACAACGGAAUGGAUCCCAGCCGGCGACCCAAAAAAACGACUUCGUAAAAGAGGGAAUGAAGCGGUCUUCUGGUCAGACUCCGGAGACGGGCACAUCGCGCACCACUCCCUAGUAUACUUCUCGCCAAUGUCCAGUCUCUUGACAGCAAGGUUGAUGAAAUCCGAGCAAGGGUAGCAUUCCAGAGGGACAUCAGAGACUGUAACGUUCUUUGCUUCACGGAAAUAUGGCUCACUGGAGAGACGCUAUCGGAGUCGGUGCAGCCAGCUGGUUUCUCCACGCAUCGCGCUGACAGAAACAAACAUCUUUCUGGUAAGAAGAGGGGCGGGGGCGUAUGCCUUAUGGCUAACGAGACGUGGUGUGAUCACAAAAACAUACAGGAACUCAAAUCCUUCUGUUCACCUGAUUUAGAAUUCCUCACAAUCAAAUGUCGACCGCAUUAUCUACCAAGGGAAUUCUCUUCGAUUAUAAUCACAGCCGUAUAUAUUCCCCCCCAAGCAGACACAUUGAUGGCUCUGAACGAACUUUAUACAUCCUGAGGCUGCAUUCAUUGUAGCUGGGGAUUUUAACAAGGCUAAUCUGAAAACAAGACUCCCUAAAUUGUAUCAGCAUAUCGAUUGCGCAACCAGGGCUGGCAAAACCUUGGAUGAUUGCUAUUCUAACUUCCGCGACGCAUAUAAGGCCCUGCCCCGCCCUCCUUUUGGAAAAGCUGACCAUGACUCCAUUUUGUUGAUCCCUGCAUACAGACAGAUACUAAAACAAGAAGCUCCCACGCUGAGGUCUGUCCAACGCUGGUCCGACCAAUCUGAUUCCACACUCCAAGACUGCUUCUAUUGCGUCAGACAACAACAUUGACGAAUACGCUGAUUUGGUGUGCGAGUUCAUUAGAACGUGCGUUGAAGAUGUCGUUCCCAUAGCAACGAUUAAAACAUUCCCAAACCAGAAACCGUGGAUUGAUGGCAGCAUUUGCGUGAAACUGAAAGCGCGAACCACUGCUUUUAAUCAGGGCAAGUUGACCGGAAACAUGACCAAACACAAACAGUGUAGCUAUUCCCUCCGCAAGGCAAUCAAACUAGCUAAGCGUCAGUAUAGAGACAAAGAAGAAUCUCAAUUCAACGGCUCAGACACAAGAGGUAUGUGGCAGGGUCUACAGUCAAUCACGGAUUACAAAAAGAAAACCAGCCCCGUCAUGGACCAGGAUGUCUUGCUCCCAGGUAGACUAAAUCACUUUUUUGCCCGCUUUGAGGACAAUACAGUGCCACUGACAUGGCCUGCAACGAAAACAUGCGGAUUCUCCUUCACUGCAGCCGAGGUGAGUAAAACAUUUAAACGUGUUAACCCUCGCAAGGCUGCAGGCCCAGACGGCAUCCCCAGCCGCGCCC